Messenger RNA from Acanthosepion pharaonis, 1089 nucleotides. The record is from the annotation of a GenBank genome assembly. Lineage: Eukaryota; Metazoa; Mollusca; Cephalopoda; Sepiida; Sepiidae.
AUGACCGAGAUACACUUAAAUACAAUGGCGUCAAAGAAGUUGGGAGUCAUCGGUACGGGAGAUUUUGCUCGAGCUUUUACUAUCAGAGCCCAGCGAGCUAAUUUCGAUGUAGUGAUGGGCAGCCGUGACCCCUCCCAUCGCCAUCUUGAAUCCAUCGACCCUAGUCUUUCGAAGACCACCCUGUUAGAUAUCGCUGACUGCAUUGCCCAUUCGGACAUCAUUAUCAAUGCUAUCCACCCGGUCAACUACACAAUGCUAUCCAGGUUUAGAAACGAACUUAAGGAGAAAAUCCUGGUCGAUGUCUCUAAUAGCACCCGGAAGGACGUCUAUUCCAACGCCGAAUUUCUUUCAACUGAGACAGGAGCCAAAGUUGUGAAGGCUUUUAAUGGCGUGUCUUCAUGGGCUCUCCAGUCUGAGAGUUUCGGGGCGAGCAAAAACGUACAUAUAUGCAGUGAUCAUUUAGAGGCGAAACUGGCAGUCAUGCAGCUAGCUCGUGAUAUAGGUUUUGUGCCGGUCGAUCGUGGUAACUUGAGUGCUGCCCAUGAUAUCGAAAACGAAACUGGUCGCCUAUUUCCACAGUGGGUCGGACCGACAGCGUUUGCUUGGGGGCUUUUCUUUGUCUACUCCCUGUGGACGAUCGCUCGGAUGUUCAUGCGCAAGACGAUUAUCUGGAGUGAGUACCCGCUGACUCGACUCAACCCAGCUGUAUGCACGACGUCCGUGACGCUUUUGGCUUGCUGCUAUCUGCCCGGCGAAUUUGCUGCCUUCUUCCAGCUUUAUUACGGAAACAAGCACACCCGGUUCCCGAAUUGGCUCGACAGAUGGAUGAAGUCCCGCAAACAGCUGGGACUCUGGGCAUUUUUCUUUGCCACAUUUCACGUGAUCAUUUCGAUAUGCGUCCUCACCUCGUGGAACCUGGGUCAUUUCUACAAGCCAGCUCAAUUGGAUGGAAUACGUUUUCGUGCAGUCUUAUCUCGGCUAUUUCUGCUUGGCCCUGGCUUUGAGCCAUGUGCUGAUCCUCGGGGUGCGCUGGUGGAUGACCAUCACCCGGGUAUUCGUGCUAAUAAGAUCUUUCACCUUCAUUUCUAG